Molecule: messenger RNA, 1002 nt
Organism: Fusarium odoratissimum NRRL 54006
Lineage: Eukaryota; Fungi; Ascomycota; Sordariomycetes; Hypocreales; Nectriaceae
Exons: 2
Coding region: 1-1002 (333 amino acids)
Source: RefSeq, a predicted model, not a curated record
AUGUCUUGCUAUACAGGAACAUGUGACGGACCGAAAGUUCGUGCCUUUUUCGCCAGUUACGUUGAAAACGCAGACAGCGUCAUCGACAGCGAUUUUGUCCGGAUGCUCAACAAAUGGGUUGCCUUGUUCGAAACUCUCAAGAAAAGGACAACAGAUGUUCAGACCUAUUCGAAGCAAGUUCAAGCGCGUCUGAAGACUGUUUCCUCCAAAGUCAACUCAGUCAAGGCCAAUGUCUGCAAAAACAAUGCCUGUAAAGGAUCGACGCCAGCCAACGCGUUCAAGAAGUAUGCAAGCACAAUCGCAACAGUGAAGAGUCUGCAAGGUGUUCCUAGUGCUGCAGGGAAGUCGCUUGCAAACAUCCCUAAGAUGACGCAGAUUACACGGAAUGCCAUCAAGUACACCACAACUCCGGCAGAUGAGGCGUAUUAUCUAAAGUUGAUGGACGAAUAUCAGAUCAACUCUUUGAGAGAUGUCGUCAAGGCCUUCAGGGUGACUCAAUAUCUCCCCCAGGCAGCAGAAGACUUGAAGAAGCUCACUGGGACUUUCAACCUCAUCAGCAAUCACGCAGGCGCCGCAAAGACUGCAGCUACGUCCAUCAAUCAGAUCCUGUCUGUCAACUGGGCCAAAAAUUCCGAGCUGUCCAAGACGACAUCAGGCCGCAAAGUCCGUGAUGGCCUUAUCAAUAUUCAGAGGAGCUUUAGGAAUGAUCUGAAAGGCCCUCUUGAUAACCUCAUCAAGGCCAACAAAGCAGUAGAAGACAUUCUCGUUCAGGUACCUCUUCGGAAGAAGAGACUUGAAUUUUAUUCUGGUGGUGUCUCUUACAGCCGCUGGACCAACGCUCGAAUGCCUGUGCCGUGCAAGAAAGAGAACACAAAAUCGUGGACCAUUGGGGGAUUUCCGGCGAGUUAUACCUACCAGGAAGUCCAGGCUUGCGAAUUUGGUCCGACAAAGGUUCCAUUCAUUAAAAAUGUCAUUCCAUAUAUGAAGUAUCGCUUUGUUUGA